Molecule: messenger RNA, 1279 nt
Organism: Cuscuta epithymum
Lineage: Eukaryota; Viridiplantae; Streptophyta; Magnoliopsida; Solanales; Convolvulaceae
Source: the annotation of a GenBank genome assembly
GUCGGUGAAUAUGGGUUUGGAGUCUCUGCUAGCUCUCUUGUUCCAUUGUUGGACUGUCCGGCUAACGCUCAGUAUAUUGACGGCUACAUGGCUAUAACAGAUGGUCAACCACUGCUUGUCUCUAGAGCUAUUUGCGUUUUUGAACGUUAUACUGGGCAAGUUACUUGGAGACACACAAACGUUGGGAUCCGAGGAGAUGUGGUGACUAGUGGAGAGCAGGAAGUCAAUCUGGUAGCAAGAAUGGUGGCGACAGUUGGAAAUUACGAUUAUGUGCUUGAUUGGGAAUUCAAAAAAAGUGGUUCCAUCAAGAUUGGGGUAAGUCUAACCGGCGUCCUUCACUUGAAGGAUGUUGACGAAGCGAGCAGUCAAACGCUAAAUGGGGAUGUCUAUGGAACCUUUGUGGCAGAAAACACAGUUGCAGGAAACCAUGACCACUUUGUGACAUACUAUCUCGACUUAGACAUUGAUGGCAGCUCCAACUCAUUUGUUAAAGCCAAACUCGAAUCUGAGAACGUGACAGAUCCUUCCCUUUCGCCUAGGAAGAGUUACUGGAAAGUGGUAAAGGAGACUGCUCAAACGGAACCCGAUGCUCGGAUUCGGCUCGAGUCCGAGCCUGCCGAGUUGUUGAUUGUGAACCCGAACAACAAAACGAGGCUCGGAAACGAUGUCGGUUACAAGCUGAUUGCCGGGCCAUCGGCUUAUUCUUUGCUCUCCGACCACGAUUACCCCCAGAUGCGAGCAUCCUAUACUAAGAACCAGGUGUGGGUGACUCCUUACAACACGUCUGAAAAGUGGGCUGGCGGAUUUUAUGCAGACCAAAGCCAUGGUGAUGAUGGCUUAGCCAUUUGGAGCCAAAGGAAUAGAUCAAUUAAUAACACAGACAUAGUGUUAUGGUACACUAUGGGAUUCCAUCAUGUACCGGUCCAAGAAGAUUUCCCGGUGAUGCCGAUUGUCUCAGUUGGGUUUGAGUUAAGGCCCGCAAACUUUUUUGAAAGUAACCCAUUGCUCAUAAAAUAAAGUCAAGUCCUUAAUGAAUCAUGUUAUUAGCAUAUGAUUCUUAAAUUGUCCACAGUCUCACUUUUAUAAGUUAUACUUAAUUGGGCAAUUUAAUUGGGGUGGCUACUUGUAUUAAACUUGUUUGCUAUUUUCUUUUUUUGUCGAACUUUCUAAACCUAUUACGAGUAUAAUUUUUGUUCUUAGAUUAGACUUGUAUGCUUGAUAUUGUGUUUUUUUUUGUUUCUAUAUACUUUUAGUCAUCUUUCAAUGACAAAUACCACUU